Amoebophrya sp. A25 is the source of this 178-nucleotide messenger RNA. NCBI's taxonomy places the organism in Eukaryota, Dinophyceae, Syndiniales, Amoebophryaceae. The record is from the annotation of a GenBank genome assembly.
CUGACGUUGCAAAACAUCAUCGCCUCCGACAAAAAAAUCACCUUCGGAAAAACCUCCUCGUCACAGCAAUAGAGCUUCUGUGCAAGCGCACAAGCGAGGAAAUGACCACGUCAAGUCAACCACGAAGUAAACUCAGUUCCUCUGGUGCUGAUUACCCUGGAAGCCUAAACACAUCGAC